GGACAAGGAAACUAAGGAGUCACCCACCCAUGACAUUUUUGGGUUUGUGGUUAUAAGUCAGUGUUGGGCACUGGAUUGGCGAAUACACAAGAAAUGUCCUGUUCAGUCUUGCCCACCCCUAUACGGUAUCUAUUCUGUUGAAAUCACUCGUUGCUUUAAAUAUUGAACAUUCGAUCUGCGUGCGCAUAUCUCACAUGACUCCUUAGUUUCCUUGUCCAAAGACUCAUAGAAUUACAAUCAAAUUUCGACUUAAGGUAAGUCUCAUUUAAUUUUUAAAUUUUGUAAUUAAAAGUGAUAUUUUUAGGCGAUUUUUCAUUUGUAAGAAUAUUCUUAAAAAAUUAUCGUGUUACCAUGACAACUACUUUAGAACUUCAUGUUCGGAAAAUACAAUGGUUUUGUCAGCAAGGCGAGGGUUUCUGCAUGCAUGUAUUUUCUAGUAUCUGUGAUAUAAACCUGAAUGACGGGAACACAGAUUGAAUAGGUAAGAAAAUGAAAAUUUGGUAGUAUUUGGAAAUUAUAGGUGACAUUCCACCUUAAUUAAAACGGCUGCAAAAAUCGUAAUUCUAAUAGAUAUGUACUAUUUAAAGCACGCGUAGGAGUGUUUUAUCAGAUAUAAUAAAGAUAUAAUAAGUGUUUUAUCAGAUAUUGGGAGGUGUUUCAAUCUAGUCUAUAUUUUAAUAGGUUGGUAGUCGCCGUGUAGUGCAGAUCGGAGCUAUCUGCAUGAUCACAUUAGGGAUUCUUGGAAAGUUUGGUGCGUUAUUUUCUACCAUUCCUGAUCCUGUUGUUGGUGGUGUAUUUUGUUGUAUGUUUGGUAUGAUUACUGCUGUUGGGAUUUCAAAUCUACAGUAUGUGGAUCUCAAUUCCGUACGAAACUUGUUUAUCAUUGGAUUUGCCUUCCUCAUGGGUUUUGCCGUGCCAGAUUACUUCCAAAAGAACGAUAACGCCAUUGACACAGGUAAGGUAUAUGGAUGAUUCAAUGAUAGCAAACUCGAGUUAUACUAAUAAUAAUAAUAUUUAAUAUUUAUAUUGCGCAAAUUAACAUGUUAUAGUAUAUGAUCAAAUGCGCAGGUAACAAACAACUUUUGAGUUAUGUUACUUCUCAAGCGGACUUGUAUGGGUCUAUUCAACGAUAAGCAUCAUCGGUCUGUCGUCAAAAAGCCAUUUCAUAGGUCUGAAGACGUAAACAACUUGUAAUAGGGAGCGUGCAUGUUACUGUUGGUGUAAACAAAGUCAAAGUCAAAAUACUUUAUUUACCGAGGGUAAAAAACACCAUUACUGGUUACCCAGUAGUUUUCAUGAAUGCCCUAUCAUAGACAUGCAGGACAACUGCGAUGCGCCCAAAUACGCCCUUCUUUAUGAUUUUAUUCUGUCUGACGCCAAAUAAUCUACCUCUAAGGUUACAGGACACCCUUUUUGGCGUUUUGCGGAAAAUCGCUACUGCGCGCUCAAUAUCAGUCCGAUUUUCAUCAAAUUUUCACCAAAUGUUCUCCCGAGUGCAUGCAAAAUAUGGUAAAGUUAACAAACAAUAAAAUAAUGUAAGCAUUAUCCAGGAAAAUAUUAAAUCGCGGUACCGUUACGCUUUUGAGUUGUGCUCCUGCUGGUUUUAAGUUAUAUUUAUGAAAAUAUCAUUUUUAUACAGUAAAAUAGUUGUUCUAAAAAAUUGUGUUCGGAAAUUUUUGUUUAUUUCGUCAUUCCGCUGAUAUAGCGAUUUCUUUGACGACUGCAAUAUAUUUCUGAAUUGUUUGUGAGUGAAUUGCUCUUUAUUUUUAAAAUGCCCAAAAUUUAAAAAAAGCCGAACACAAUUUUGAAACUGACGUCUUUAGCUAUGUCCUGUGAAAAUUUGAGAAAAAUUGGUUAAAAGCCGCAGGAGAACAACUCGUUUGAAAAUCAGUAAUUACCGUAAACUUUUUCGGGAGAAAACUGAAUUUGAAAAUUGCAUUUUCAAUGUUUUUCUUAUUGCAGCGAAAUGUAUUUUAUUAAAUAACUCUGCGAGUUUUCAACAUUUUUCGUUCAAACUUGGUCAGAUAGUAGAACUAGUCUAAUGCUUUCAUUGAAACCAAUAAAAAAAUUUUAGGCAAAAUUAACACUCAAAGGUGUUCUGUAACCUUAAAGAGGAAGGUGUUGGACGUCAAUCGAUACGCUGUUUGCAUGUCUAUUCUUAACCUUUAUCCUCCAAUGCCCUGACAAACGAUUGAUGUUUUGUUUCUUAUCAAGGAGAACGAACCAGCUAUAGCUGUUGUGCAGAAGAUAUAAUGCAAAGUUUUUUUUGUAUUAAGGUGUCGUUGAAAUUGAUCAGAUUCUCACAGUUCUCUUGAAAACCAGCAUGGCUGUUGGCGGGAUAUUAAGCGUAAUAUUGGAUAACCUUGUUCCUGGAACCCCAGAAGAACGCGGAUUGAUCCAAUGGCAAGGAAUCAAGCCGAAAGAGAAGGAUGGUACUGCGAUGAGAGAUCUUAAAGUUUAUGAUUUACCCUUUGGAAUUGGCAACAGCUGGAAAAUCUCAAAAUUUCUACCAUUUAUGCCUUACUAUCCUGAGGAAACAUCAGAGCGUGAGGAAGAACCAGUUGCAUUGCAAGAAUAUCGUUCUACAACUGAUGGAGGGAAUAAAACGAGUUAAAAUUGGUUAUUUGAAUGUACUUAUAAAUGUAUUUGUACUGAUAAAUAUGUUAUCUAAGAUUGUUACAACUUAGCUUUUUAAAUAUAUAUUUUGUCACUAAUUUUGACAAAGUGGCGGAUUUAUAAGGACGAGUAAAAGCAUUUACUCCAAUUAGGAUAGAAAGUAUGCUAGACUCAGUAUUCAAGGAUAUUUUUCACGGCCUCAUGGCCGACAGAUCGGUUCCAAAUUUCUCAGCCAAAAAUGAUCUACUGACUACUGAGGCCGUUACACUAUUUCCGAGAAAUUCAUAUGAGACACCAGGAAAUCGUGAAAACGAAGAUUUGGAAAACUUUAAAAUAAAUUAAAAUAACCAUCAAAUAACCAAAAACGCAAAGGCUAUGCGUGUAGUAUAUGCUGUUGAUGUCUGAAGAUAAGACUUGUUGCAGUGAACAAGGUAAAAUGACACAUCUAUGUUCUGUCAUCUAUACCCAUCCUUGCAAUGAUCUUACAGAUUAUCAAGUUCAUUUAAGUAAAAAGACACUGCUAUCAAGUAUCGACAUUCGCAGAGUUUCUCACUUGUUCAGGUUUUCUAUAUUUUCCUUGUAUCCAUAUUCGAUACAUUUUCAGUUGUCGUCCUCGAUUUACUUGCAAACGUCUGUCGACAUAAUUUUGUUCCUCCACUAAACCGUCUUGAGUAAACAGCUUCCUUAUUUCCUC
This is a messenger RNA of Paramuricea clavata, 3310 nucleotides long. The record is from the annotation of a GenBank genome assembly. NCBI's taxonomy places the organism in Eukaryota, Metazoa, Cnidaria, Anthozoa, Malacalcyonacea, Plexauridae.